AUGCAUUUUACGUGUAAUACUUGUGGAUUGGCGUUCCAUGACGCUGAGAAUCAGAGGGAGCACAUGAAAGGGGACUGGCACAGAUACAAUCUUAAAAGAAGGGUGGCUGAUUUGCCACCAGUAGAUGAACAGACUUUUAAUAGCAAGGUUUCCGUUUUGAAUCCUAAAGAAAGCACAGACACAACGAAGAUAAGAGGCCGCAAAGGAGGCAAGAAUGAAGAAGAUGUUCAGAAAACGGUAACCAAAAAGGAACUUCGGAGAAAGGAAAAGGAAGCUGCAUUGCUCGAGAAGAAGAUGGCUCUUCUGGAGAUUGCUCGUAAGAGAAUGACAGAAUCACAGCAACCAAAUGACGAAACAGUAAAAGAGACAAAACCUGAUGCUCAGGAGUACGUAAUACUAGACAAGGAUACCAAUAGCUCAGAACAAAGUACGAAAGGCACCAUUGAGGAAGAUUCCCUAACGGAAGAGCAACUGUACGAAGAAAAGGUUAAGAACAGAGUCGAGAUCAAACCUGAGGAAUGUCUGUUUUGCGGGAAAUUAUUCUCUGAUCAAAAGGAGGCUAUUACCCAUAUGUUCCAUUCCCAUGGGUUGUACAUUCCAGAAAGAGAUUAUCUGGUGGAUGAAGCUGGUCUGAUACAUUAUCUUGCUGAAAAGAUUGGCUUUGGAAACAUUUGUCUGUGCUGUAAUUUUCAAGGAAGAUCUUUAGAAUCUGUUAGAGAUCAUAUGCUGGCAAAAAGACACUGUAGAUUGCCAUAUGAAUCAGAGGACGAACAGUUAGAGAUUUCAGAGUUUUACGAUUUUACAUCAAGUUAUAAGGCAAAGGAAAAAAUUGUUGUUGUUGAUGGCGUUGGCGGAACUAGCAUCGAUACAGAUGACUGGGAAGAUGUUGAAGGUGAAGAAAAUAGUGACGAAGAAGAAGCCCCUAAGGAGGUUUCAUACGUUGUUGGAUCAGAUCUGGUUCUUCCAACUGGAUUGAUUGUGGGGCACAGAUCGUUACAGCGCUAUUACAAGCAGAAUCUACCAGCUGAGCGGGGUUUGAAGGAGGGAGAAGGAACAGUUAUUGCAGCAGAUGCAAGACAUUUGUCUGUCACCUAUGAUAAGAAACUUGCUCAAGAACAAAAGAGAGUGUGGACUAAACAGCAAAAAGAUGCUUACAGAAACGAUAGAAGAUCUGCCAAGUUCAUCAAUAACCAGCCCCAUUUUAGAGACGAGCUUUUGCAGUGA
This is a messenger RNA of Komagataella phaffii GS115, 1224 nucleotides long. Its product is annotated as Cytoplasmic pre-60S factor. The record is from RefSeq and is a predicted model, not a curated record. Lineage: Eukaryota; Fungi; Ascomycota; Pichiomycetes; Pichiales; Pichiaceae. Bases 1 to 1224 code for a protein of 407 amino acids. Gene Ontology annotation, cellular component: preribosome, large subunit precursor. The transcript has a single exon. Gene Ontology annotation, biological process: ribosomal large subunit biogenesis.